Molecule: messenger RNA, 1940 nt
Organism: Sphaerulina musiva SO2202
Lineage: Eukaryota; Fungi; Ascomycota; Dothideomycetes; Mycosphaerellales; Mycosphaerellaceae
Exons: 1
Coding region: 16-1326 (436 amino acids)
Molecular function (GO): RNA binding
Source: RefSeq, a predicted model, not a curated record
UCAUCCUCUCCCGACAUGACGACCGAGAAGAAGCGCAAGCGCGUCGAAAAGGACGAUGACCUCGCCAUUGACAUCAGCUUGCCCGAACCGCCGUCGAAGAAAGCCAAGCGCAAAGAGAAAAAGUCCAAGUCCAAGUCGGUUAAGCAGGCAGAGACAGCAGAUGGCGAGACAACAGCAUCAGUAACAGCGGUCGAAGAUCAGAUUCAUCCGACGCGCAGUCUGCAAGUGCCCGUCGCCAAGGGCGAGGAAGCCGGGAAGCGAUCCGACCAUGGCGUGUGGAUUGGCAAUCUCUCCUUCAAGACCACUAAGGACUCUCUGCGCCGGUUCCUGCUCGAACGAGGCGGCAUCGACGAGACGUCCAUCACGCGCACCAAUCUGCCUGUCGAUCACAACACGAAGCAGAACAAAGGUUUCGCUUAUGUUGACUUCACCACCGAGGCCGUCUUGAACAUUGCUCUGACGUGCAGCGAAAAGUUGCUCGAUGGUCGCAAAUUGCUGAUCAAGGACGCCAAAAGCUUCGAGGGUCGACCUGCAAAAAGCAAGGCGGAAGAAGACGCGGCGAAGAAUGGCAACGUCAGCACGAAAGCCCCUAGCAAGCGCGUGUUCGUAGGUAAUCUAAGCUUUGACAUCACAAGAGACGAGCUGUCCGAGCACUUUGCACAAGCUGGAGUGGUGGAAGAUGUCUUUUUGGCUACUUUCGAAGACAGCGGAAAGUGCAAAGGCUUCGGAUGGAUCACGUUUGCAGAUGUCGAAUCUGCUGAAAAGGCUGUCAAGGGCUUCAUAUUCAAGGACCAGAAAGACGGCGACGCGAGCGACGAUGAGGAAGGUGCACAGAAAGAGUCGAAAGAGGGGAGUGACAGCGAGGAAUUCACUGAAGAGCAAAGGAAGCGACAUUUGAAGAAGAAAAAGAAGCCCAUGAAGUGGUUCAUCAACCGCAUCCACGGCCGCAUGAUGAAGCUUGAGUUCGCAGAGGACAAACAAACCAGAUACACCAAGCGAUAUGGAAAAGGCGGGUCCAAGCAGCAGCAGGAUACUCUCGCAGGGGGCGAGAAGCAGGCCAACACUGGCGCAGAAGAAUUUGGCGAGGAGAGCAUAGAAGGCUUGGCUAGACAAGCCGCCGCUGCACGAGACGCACCAAAAGACAACAAAAAGAAACGCGAUCCUAAAUUGAAGGGUCUGGAUAAAGACCAGAGACAAGAGCUGAGACGAAAGAAGCACGACGCGAGGCUUACUGCUCCUGGUGCCGCACUGGCGAAUGCCCAGCGAAGUGGAAAGGCUACCGGUGCAGCCGUCGCUGGUACAGGGAAAAGGAUCAGCUUCGAGUGAAUGUCGCGCAGUGUCUUAUGUUGCGUUUGAGGCAAAUCCGUCUCGUUUGUGCUCGGAAGCCGCCUACUGCCUUCUUGCACAGAAGAGAAAGAGUAGGAUUUCCACGAAACCGUCUACCUGCCAAGAGUAUAUAAACGCAAUUGGCAGCUAGAGUAAUGAGAAACAUCCAUAUUCCAGCACCGUCUCGCGGACCUCUCACCGUACUAAUCAAUUGCACUGCAUCAUUCGCAAGCAUCAUAGACUUCACCACCUCAACUUUACUUUCAUCUCCGCAAGCUCUUGCCUAGGUAUGCCAACGGCUGUUCGUCCGCGAUUCGCGCUGCUGCAACAGAAAACUCAUGCAGUCCAUGACAGUCAGACAACUCCUCGAUGAGAGUUUCGAACCCCAUGCGUUGGAGAGGCCAUUCACACCCUAGAACAGUCUGCACGGACGAAGGCGAAGCAGAGCAAGAUUGGUGCGCUUUCGAACCUUUGUACGCGUUCGGGUCGCAGGAGCCUUGAAAGGGGUAUCACUGAUAGACGGUUGUGGUGAUCGAUUGACGAGGACUUGAGGAGGUCAAGAGGGUUAACACCCAAGAGAGUCAAGGCUAAAGUCACCAAGAGGUCAGUAAAUG